ACGAGUCAACAGAAACACAACCACAUUCAUGUUUUUCACAGUCCCUGGGCGUGAGGAUGUUACCUCCUGCCUAUUUGCUCCAACUGCUGGCAGGCACCAUGGUCCUGACCCAGACUAGCUCACACUCGCUGCGGUAUUUCUACACCGCCCUGUCCCGGCCGGGCCUCGGGGAGCCCCGGUUCAUUGUCGUUGGCUACGUGGACGACACGCAGUUCGUGCGCUACGACAGUGACGCGGAAAAUCCGAGGUUGGAGCCACGGGUGCGGUGGAUGGAGCAGGAGGAGCCAGCAUAUUGGGAGCGGGAGACUCGGAAAGCCAGGGACACCGGGAGGAACUUCAAAGUGAAUCUGAGGACCCUGCUCCGCUACUACAAUCAGAGUGACGACGAAUCUCACACGCUGCAGUGGAUGUACGGCUGCGACGUGGGGCCCGAUGGGCACCUGCUCCGCGGUUAUUGUCAGGAGGCUUAUGACGGCCGGGAUUAUAUCUCCUUGAACGAGGACCUGCGCUCCUGGACCGCGACUGACAUGGCCUCACAGGCCUCUAAGAUCAAGUCAGAGGAAGUUGGUGAGGCCCAUCACCAGAGGGCCUACCUGCAAGGUCCUUGCGUGGAGUGGCUCCACACAUACCUACAUCUGGGAAAGGAGACGCUGCUGCGCUCAGACCCCCCAAAGGCACAUGUGACCCUUCACCCCAGACCUGAAGGUGAUGUCACCCUGAGGUGCUGGGCCCUGGGCUUCUACCCUGCUGACAUCACCCUGACCUGGCAGUUGAAUGGGGAGGACCUGACCCAGGACAUGGAGCUUGUGGAGACCAGGCCUGCAGGGGAUGGGACCUUCCAGAAGUGGGCAUCUGUGGUGGUGCCUUCUGGGGAGGAGCAGAAGUACACCUGCCUUGUGGAGCAUGAGGGGCUGCCUGAGCCUCUCGCCCUGAGAUGGGAGCCUUCUCCAUUCACCGACUCCAGCAUGCCAGUGAUUGUUGUCCUUGGAGCUGUGACCAUCAUUGGAGCUGUGGCCAUCAUUGGAGCUGUGGCCAUCAUUGGAGCUGUUGCAAGGAGGAGGAAGAGAAACACAGGUGAAAAAGGCAGCUAUGCUCAUGUUCUAGGCAGCAAGGCUUUCCAGAUCUCUGACUGGCCUCAGAAGGCAUGAAAAGGGCCUCUCAGAUUUAGACAUUUGAAUGACUGGGCAUCUUUACAAUGACUUCAGGACUCUUGUUCUAUUGCUUCAGACAGUUGCCUCGUGGGGCUGAGCAACAAGUUCUGACUAAACAUCUGAGGGAGCUGCUUCCCCUGAGGACAAUGUGAAGAACUGGCAAUCCCAGGCCUUCUUGCCUCCCUGGACACCCGACUUCACAACAGAAAAUAGUCUGA
Molecule: messenger RNA, 1369 nt
Organism: Rattus rattus (black rat)
Lineage: Eukaryota; Metazoa; Chordata; Mammalia; Rodentia; Muridae
Product: H-2 class I histocompatibility antigen, D-37 alpha chain-like
Exons: 8
Coding region: 57-1148 (363 amino acids)
Biological process (GO): immune response; antigen processing and presentation of endogenous peptide antigen via MHC class I via ER pathway, TAP-independent; antigen processing and presentation of endogenous peptide antigen via MHC class Ib
Cellular component (GO): external side of plasma membrane
Molecular function (GO): peptide antigen binding; signaling receptor binding
Source: RefSeq, a predicted model, not a curated record